Molecule: messenger RNA, 697 nt
Organism: Carya illinoinensis
Lineage: Eukaryota; Viridiplantae; Streptophyta; Magnoliopsida; Fagales; Juglandaceae
Product: protein NUCLEAR FUSION DEFECTIVE 6, mitochondrial-like
Exons: 3
Coding region: 92-379 (95 amino acids)
Cellular component (GO): mitochondrion
Source: RefSeq, a predicted model, not a curated record
UAUUGUAAAGAAUUAAAAACCCUCCAAGACGAAAACGCAAAACCCUCGAAACAAAACGAAGCCCCUCAUAGUCCCUGGCCAACCCAAAGCCAUGUCAUCCGCCGCCGCCACAACCGUCAGGUCCGUCCUUCGCUCCGCCUCUCCCCGAACCACCUCUGCAGCGAGGCUCACUGCGGGCGCUGGAGCCAGAGCCAGACCCACGUGCUCACCAUUUCGCAUCCCCAAACAAAACCCUCUCACACAUCGCAUUUUCAGAUCGCCUGUGGAGAUGAGCUUCUGUGUAGAAACGCUGCUUCCGUAUCACACCGCCACUGCUUCCGCAUUGCUCAACUCUAUGCUCUCCGUCUCUCGCUACGGUUGGACUCCUGAAGGAUCAUGAGGAUGGUACUGAUUUGUGGUGUUCACUCAGAUUGCAAUGAUGAUGUAUGAUGAACGUCAGAUGGUUCGAGCAAAGUUUUAUGUACAUGCGCCCUAAGACAAGGUGCUGAAAUAAAGCAUUUUUAGUAGGGAUUCUAGAUGCUUGUUACCUGUUUACAAAGCCAGCCAAGGUGUCAAAGGAAAAUUUUAAUAACUCAAGUAGGAAGUAACUGAAAUCAUAAAUGUGUGCUUACAGAAUGAUGUUUCAAUAUAAAGAAGUUAGAUCUGUUUGGGUAUGACAAUGAUGAUAGUAAUGCUCCCUCGUCAAGUAGUUCCUUCA